AUGUCGCAAGCUCGCAUCCUUCUCGCGGUGCUGGCCAUCACUACCAUUGCGGUGGCCUCCGAAGAAGACGCGCUCAGCUCCGCGGUCGUUCCCACCCCUCCAGUCCUAACACCUUCGGCGCCAACGCCGGAGCCGUGCUCAUGUUGCGACCUAUGCAACAUAGUGCCGGGGCCGUUUUUGGCCGUUCCAGGCGGCGGGUCCUCGUCGUCGGCGCCCAUCCUGCCCCCACCGCCGUCUCCACCGGUGCCGGCGCCGGCGCCGCCAGCGCCCGUGAACUGCGUCACGGCCUCGUCGGGGCUGGCGCCCUGCGGGACGUUCCUGACGGGGGGCGCGGGUCCUCCUCCGACGCCGCAGUCCAGUUGCUGCAACGGGCUGGCUGCGUUCCUCUCGAGCGCCAGAGCUGCAGCGCCGGUCGCUGGGCGGCAGAGGCUCCGGUGCCUCUGCCCAAUCAUCCACGGCGAUGUCAAUGCCGUCCUCCCCAAGCCCGUCGACCCUGUCCGCAUGCUGUACCUGCCGGUGGCAUGCGGCCUGGCGCUCCCUCCGCAGACCAUCCCAAUCUGCUUCGGAGAGCGUAUGCCGACCAUCGCCAACCUCACUUCAGCAGGCGUUCUGCACUGA
Miscanthus lutarioriparius is the source of this 618-nucleotide messenger RNA. The record is from the annotation of a GenBank genome assembly. NCBI's taxonomy places the organism in Eukaryota, Viridiplantae, Streptophyta, Magnoliopsida, Poales, Poaceae.